Molecule: messenger RNA, 1842 nt
Organism: Cydia splendana
Lineage: Eukaryota; Metazoa; Arthropoda; Insecta; Lepidoptera; Tortricidae
Product: arrestin, lateral eye-like
Exons: 13
Coding region: 1-1842 (613 amino acids)
Biological process (GO): signal transduction; G protein-coupled receptor internalization
Cellular component (GO): cytoplasm
Molecular function (GO): G protein-coupled receptor binding
Source: RefSeq, a predicted model, not a curated record
AUGGCAGCAGACAGCUCCCUCAACUCCCAACGAGUGUUCAAAAAAUCGUCCCCCAACAACAAGCUCACCCUGUACCUGGCGUCGCGGGACCUAGUGGUGGAGACGAACAGCAUCGACCGCAUCCAGGGUGUUCUGCACGUGGACCCUGAACACGUGGAUAAUAAGAAGCUGUAUGGACAAGUCACCCUUACAUUCAGAUACGGACGUGAAGACGAAGAGGUGAUGGGCCUGAAGUUCUGCAAUGAGGCCAUCAUGAGCCUCGCACAAGUGUGGCCGCUGAACUGCAACCACGAGAGGGAACCAAGCACGGCUUUACAGGAGGCCCUAAUGAAGCGUCUGGGCGCCCACGCGUACCCGUUUCAACUGGAGCUUACGCCGCUGGCGCCCCCUAGCGUGCAACUGGUACCCGCUAAGCAGUACCACGGGGCGCCCAUUGGGACAUCUUACGACGUUCGGGCUUUCAUCGCGGAGAAAGUCGACGAGAAGGUAUCGCGGCGCAACAUGGUGCGCAUGGGCAUCAGGGUGCUGCAGGGCGCGUCGCGGGCCGCGGCCGCCGCCGCGCUGCCGCCGCCGUCGCCCGCGCACAGCUCCUUGAGCGCUAUGGCGCACCACCAGUUACUGAGGAUCAGAGGAAGGAAAAAACAGCAGGAAGAGACUUCGAAGGAACAGCCAGAUGCAUUCGAAUGUGGAGUUGUGACUCGCAUGCGAGCCGAUAAUGCAGGAACGGAGGCGGCAGCCGGCGCCGACGCCGUUGAUGCCGGCGACGCAGGCCGCUCGCACGAACUUGAUUCCGUUGUUUGCCGUUUUUUAGUGUCAGAGGCCAAGAUCCACUUCAGGUCGCUGCGCCACGGCACCGCAGAAGCAGGUGAAAGCUCCAACCCCACAGAGCCGGCCGCGCCUCGCGUGGUCGUUGAAAAACCCUUCCUGCUUUGCGACGGUCGACUGAGGCUGGAAGCGUGGCUGGACAAGUCCGCCUACCACCACGGCGAGCCCAUCAUCGUGAGCUUCUCGAUCAUCAACCACUCCAACAAGACUGUUCGACGCAUCAAGGCAAUGGUCGUCCAACAUGUGGACGUUUGCAUGUUCUCGAACGGCAAGUUCAAGAACGUGGUGGCCUUCGAGAAGGACAACACCCCCGUGCUGCCCGGGCAGAGUCUCGACGGCUCCUACACUAUGAUACCUAGCCGGGAGGUCUGCAUGUUCUCCGACAGCAAGUUUAAGAACGACGUGGCAAUGGUCGAGGAUGACACCACUCUCGUGCCGCCGGGACAGCGGCUGGAUGAAACCUAUACCAUGAUACCCAGCAGGGGUGUUACAAAGAAUUGGAUUGCCCUCGAGGAUUCCUAUUCAAAAACCGGAGCCUGUCUGGCAUCCACUGUCCUCUGCAAUUCAAACUCACCCGAUGACCGCAACGUGUUUGCCAUUUACGUGUCCUACUACGUGAAGAUAAAACUGAACAUCAGCGGUAUAGGCGGAGAACUGUCUGUUAAGCUGCCCUUCUCGCUCUCACAUGCUAACAUUAAUGAAGCUCCUACUGACAGUGUAAUGGAAGAAGCUACGCACCGCAUGAUCCUCGAAGGCAGAGAGAACAGUGACGACGAAGAUGAAGAAGAUAAAGAAGACGAAGAAGCCACUGCCGACGAAAAUCAACAAUCUGAUUUAGAGGAAGACUCAAAAACUGUAAACGGACGUCGUUGUGUCUCCGCCGACGUUUGCGUCAACAUCAUCGAGAACAAAUUGUGUGAGAGGCCUCGUUUCGAAGGGCCAACUCAAGUCCGUAAGUGCAAGCACGAUGAUGACGACAUGAACCUUAUUGUUCGCUACCCCGGCCCGGAUACGUGA